Molecule: messenger RNA, 1527 nt
Organism: Aspergillus chevalieri
Lineage: Eukaryota; Fungi; Ascomycota; Eurotiomycetes; Eurotiales; Aspergillaceae
Exons: 3
Coding region: 1-1527 (508 amino acids)
Biological process (GO): positive regulation of transcription by RNA polymerase II
Cellular component (GO): nucleus
Molecular function (GO): zinc ion binding; DNA-binding transcription factor activity, RNA polymerase II-specific; transcription cis-regulatory region binding
Source: RefSeq, a predicted model, not a curated record
AUGUAUGAUUCCUGCUAUACGUGCCGUCGACGGCGCAUUGAAUGUCAAAUGACCCAACCACCUUGCACGAAAUGCAAAAAGGCCGGAAUAGAGUGUUUCCAGAAGAGGCCGCUGAGAUGGGUCGAAGGGGCGGAGUUUCGGGGAAAGGCGAAGAAGCGCACAUCAGGAAAUGCUUCCUUGGUCGGAUCAGUAGCAGAGUCGGAUUCCGGGAUGACAUCAAGUACAUUAGUGUCAACGGGGGUUAAUGGUGGGACUCAAGCACCUCGGGGGUACUUGUCCACAAGACCAACAGAAUUCGGCGAAGGCGUCUCCAACCCUAUGUCGAGUAUACCAUCGAAUCCGGGUGAUCCAUCCUCUUCAAGCCUAAAUAGAGCCUCUCAAUACUAUCUAUACUAUUAUAGCAAAUGCAUAUGCAAACUUUUCAUCAUGUAUGACAGUAACAGAAACCCUCUUCGAAACUUGAUACCAGCUUCUUUAAACCAACCGGUUCUUCUGAACUCGAUCCUUGCUCUUUCUGCGCGCCAUAUGGAGAAUGCUGGUCAAUCGUUUCAGGCGAGAGUAUCAACAUCCCCAAAUGCACUUUGGUUCAAAUACAAAGCUAUUCGAGGACUUUCCCAGGCUCUUAAUGAUGCUUCAUUGUGCAGGCAAGAUACAACAGUUGCAAGUGCCUUUCUUUUGAUCUUCUUGGAUCUGCUGGAAUCUGGUAGUGACAAAUGGGAUGUUCAUCUGGAGGGUAUUAAGAGAUUAAUUGCUCAGGUCCAACCACCUUCAUCGACUGGAACUCAGCAGGACCUGGGCCAGACUGUUCAAGGACUACGUGACUUCAUUUCGAGACAGAUUUACUUAAUCGAUACUCUCGGAGCAACCUUCACACGUCCUAGGUUAUUGUCUGACUCGACUUCUUUGCAGCAGUCAUGGACACCUCUCCAACUGAGUGUCGACCAGUCCUAUCUCGGGUGUCCCGAGUAUCUAUUAGACGUCCUCCGAUCUUUCUCAGUCUAUCGCGAUAUCCUCACGAGCCCAGAGCCCAUCGACGAGAUUGUCUCUGACUCCUACAUCCAACAAGCUGGCAGUGUACUCGAAUCCACAAAAGAAUUUGACUGCUACGCUUGGGCAUCAAGCCUUCCGCAAUCAUAUUCUCAAGACACACAAAAGCUCUACACACUGGCGCAAUCAUACAAGAUCGGUUCUCUGAUAUACGGUCGACGUGUCUUUGAUGCUCUUGCGAACAAAACUACGUCCCGAGAUGACCUGGUUCGCGAAUUAAUCGGUACCAUUGACGCUUUAAAAGCCGACGAAGCCUUGUUCAAGUGCAUGCUCUGGCCCAUGUUUGUGGCUGGCCUCGAGGCUCAAGAAAAAACACAAAGAGACUUUGUAAUUGGCUCUCUUGAUAAGUUCUGGUUUGAGACUAAGUGCGUGAAUGUGGUAAAUGCGGGGAAUAUCUUGAGGAAGUUUUGGAAGCAGAACUGUCAAACGUCGUGGAUAUUCAAUAUAGGUCAAUUGGAACGUGAUUGGCUUCUUAUAUAA